Messenger RNA from Cucurbitaria berberidis CBS 394.84, 726 nucleotides. RefSeq lists its product as uncharacterized. Bases 1 to 693 code for a protein of 230 amino acids. The record is from RefSeq and is a predicted model, not a curated record. Lineage: Eukaryota; Fungi; Ascomycota; Dothideomycetes; Pleosporales; Cucurbitariaceae. The transcript is spliced from 2 exons.
AUGGCCGUCACGGAAAUAGCUUGUAUGCGCGUCCAAGCAGGUCUCGAUGUCAUGAAUGAAGACACUACAGAAGGCCAGGUCCUGCAUCGAACAUGGCAAAACGUUAUCUCCCUACCAGAUGGCCCAUCGCGAGUAUACUGGGGUUUGGAAGACGAAGAGCCGAGUAAAAUUUGGGCGUUCUUCGACUGGGAGAGUGUGGAGGAGCAUGAAGUUUUUGCUACGAUGUACGGCGCCGACGCGGUCAAAGACCUACCUAAAGUCCUGGCGAGUGGAGAGUUUACGAAACAUGUUAGUCUCACCCCGUUUCCGCCCGUGGCUCUCAGGUCUCCUGUGGCGCUUAUUGUACUUACGUACUUUGCCUCGGAGAUCUCGGUGGAGGAGAAGGAUAGGGCUGGCUCCCGGUUCAAGUUGUUCAUCGAGAAAGGUCUACAAGAAAGUCCUGAGGUGGAGGCUGUGAGCUUUGGUUGGGGCGUUGAGACUGAUUUUCCAGUCAGGGGAGGGGAUGAGGGACAGAGGGGAGCGCUUCUCACGGCGAUUGUUGGUUGGUCUGGUAGUGAUGCAGGCUUAGGUUUCGAAGAGACAGAUGGUUGGAAGGAAAGCGUCGAAGGGAUUGAGGGUUUAGAGGGUGUGGUUAAAAUGGCGGUGGUGCAUAUCAGAUGUGAAAGCCUUGAGAGCAAAAUAGAUCGAGCAUGAGCUUAGGUAUUAUGACAUAAAGACGACAAGGGU